This is a messenger RNA of Fraxinus pennsylvanica, 387 nucleotides long. The record is from the annotation of a GenBank genome assembly. Lineage: Eukaryota; Viridiplantae; Streptophyta; Magnoliopsida; Lamiales; Oleaceae.
AUGAAGAUCACGGGAAAGACUAAUGUCUAUAGCUAUGGCGUUGUUGUAAUGAAAGUCUUGACCAGGAAACAACAAAUUGAUCUAACAAUACCCAAUGGACUUCAUGUAGUCGAUUGGGCGAGGCAGAUAAAGGGAGGACUCGAAGUUCUGGAUCCAAGUUUGCUAUCCCGAUCUGAAUCUGAGAUCGUGGAAAUGAUGCAGGAAAUCAAGAAUGACAGGGAAGAGUUUGCAAAAGUUGAUGUCCUCCUCAAGGGCUCUCCCACACUGGGAAAUCCUGAGAAUAAGAACUCGACUGGGGCUCUGGCUACAUCGUCGUCAAAAUCAGCAAUGCAAAGCUUGUACCCUGGAAGCGUCAACACAAGCUUCUUGGCUUCAUCGUUGCUUUAA